Molecule: messenger RNA, 3118 nt
Organism: Nerophis ophidion (straightnose pipefish)
Lineage: Eukaryota; Metazoa; Chordata; Actinopteri; Syngnathiformes; Syngnathidae
Gene: oscp1a
Product: organic solute carrier partner 1a
Exons: 11
Coding region: 107-1267 (386 amino acids)
Biological process (GO): transport
Cellular component (GO): plasma membrane; cytoplasm
Source: RefSeq, a predicted model, not a curated record
CUUAGUCUUCCCUGCAGGUGCAUCCUCCCAGCAUGCAUGGACGGCCGACAGGGAACAACUCUAAAUGUCUCUCGUUUGGUGAAAUGGAGGAUUGAUUGUGUGCAAGAUGUCGAUGAGAGCUCUUCCCGUAGUCGUGGUGAGUCUGGGGGGCGAGAUGCUUUACAUUCUGGACCAACGACUGGCAGCACAAAACACUUCCAGGGACAACUCGGAGAAAGCCGCAGGAUUGUGGUCUGAACAAGACCGCCAAAGAGUGCUGAAGGACAUCGUAGGGACCAUGUUCAGCCAAGCCUUCAUGGACGAGCUCCUGAAGCCCCAGCAGAUGUAUUCUCACAGGACCAUGAAGGUGGUUCUGACCCGUUUGGCGCACGUCUCCAUCAUGAGACUCAACCCCGUCAGCAUGGAGAAGUUGUAUGAGCUGAUGAUCAUGGCCUUCAAGUAUCAAGUCCUCCUGUGCCCACGGCCUAAAGACCUGCUGCUCAUCACUUACAACCACAUGGACGCCAUCAGGGGGUUUGUGAAAGGCACCCCCGUGCUCCUAAACAAGCUGGACCAGACACACAGGAGGAUUAUUGAGAUCUACUCCACUAUGACGGCCGGUCAAUUCCAGAUUCUUAGACAGACCCUCCUCGCGUUCUUGCAGGACACCCACGUUCGGGUGGCCAUGUUCCUCAAAAAUCUCAUCCAGAAUCCCGACGGUCGUUUUGCACUGUCAGCAUCAGGCCCAACGCCUCAUGGGGUGGACCUUCCUGGAUCCAUCAGAAUAUUUGACACGAAGGGACGAAAAGUGCGAGAGGUCCACUUCCCUUCAGGAGGAAGUUACAGCGCCGCCAAUAAAGAAGGAUCCUUUGGCCUGCAUGGAGACCGAGUCCUCAGACUGGGCAUGAACAUCUACACUGUCAACCUGGCAGUGGAACCCUCCAAGUCUCCCUCACUGAAGACGGACAACUUAACACCCAACCUGCUGGCGAAAGAGGAGCUGAACCUGCUGGCCCGUCUGAUGGGGAAGGUUGAGAUGGACAAUAUGUCCGCUGGUGAAAGUGGCUUCCACAUCAACCUGUUUGGUGCCGGCCAAGAGGAUGACACAGGAGCUGCGGGUGGCACUGAGGACUCAUCAGGAGUGAUAAGUAUCCAAGCAUUGAAGGAUGAAUAUUCCGCAACUCAGCUGUCUCAAAUAGCCAGACUUUUUGCAGAACAAGAGGCUACCAGUGAAAAGGUGAACAGCAGCAAAGGAGACAACUUGCUCGCCAUGAUGGACGACCUCUGACCCUUGUUUUUGGUUUCUGUUAGUCACUGUGACAUGUUACUGCUUCAGCUCAAUGGGGCCUAGCAUGCAAAACCAACCUUUCCUACCUACUGGUACCUGCUGUCCUGUGUUUGGGAUCCGCAUAAAUCCAGAAAAUUCUAUAUUAUUCCUUAUACAUAUUUAUUGUCUUCUUUCACACUUCCAGUAAACCAUUUAGAAUUCAGUGCAUUUUUGUCAUUAGCCGGUUAUCAAUAUACGGUACAGAUUUACCCAAAGUGCUCCGCUCUUGCCAUUUCUAAUACAAAGUAGCAUAAAUAGUUGGAACUUGUCAGUAGACUCCAUAUGGAAGCGCUAAAAACUACAACAAUGAUGGCGGGAGAAGACAGAUCCUGAAAAGACGGUCAGGAGCCGGCUAGAAAACGGUCUGUUGCAUUUUAUGUAGACCUCAAGGAAGUGUUUUUCAAAGUAGAAAAGUAAUCGCAAUAUUACCCCUUUGAUGGCUAAAUUGGCUACUAAGUUAAAGUACCACAUCCAUCCAUCUUCUUCCGCUUAUCUGAGGUUGGGUCGCGGGGGCAGCAGCCUAAGCAGGGAAGCCCAGACUUCCCUCUCCCCAGCCACUUCGUCUAGCUCUUCCCGGGGGAUCCCGAGGCGUUCCCAGGCCAGCCGGGAGACAUAGUCUUCCCAACGUGUCCUGGCUCUUCCCCGUGGCCUCCUACCGGUUGGACGUGCCCUAAACACCUCCCUAGGGAGGCGUUCGGGUGGCAUCCUGACCAGAUGCCCGGACCACCUCAUCUGGCUCCUCUCCAUGUGGAGGAGCAGCGGCUUUACUUUGAGUUCCUCCCGGAUGGCAGAGCUUCUCACCCUAUCUCUAAGGGAGAGACCCAAACUCAUUUCCGACUACUUGUACCCGUGAUCUUGUCCUUUCUGUCAUAACCCAAAGCUCAUGACCAUAGGUGAGGAUGGGAACCUAGAUGGACCGGUAAAUUGAGAGCUUUGCCUUCCGGCUCAGCUCCUUCUUCACCACCACAACGGAUCGAUACAGCGUCCGCAUUACUAAAGAUAGUAAUAUAGAUUAUAAUAGCACAUUCUUCACAUAAAACGGUACUCUGUUGUUGACUUUUGGACAUAGCAUUCAGUUUUAUGCCCAGUUUACAGCUGUCAUAACUUUUUCAUUGUUAACAUACUAAAUAUACUGUAGUCUUCAUUUGAUUUGGUGACAGGGUUAAUUCACAAAAAUACAAUACUUUUACUGUACUAUAUGUUAUCUGAUUUUUAAAAUGCAAAAUAAAUUUAAUACAAAAAUAAUAUUGAUUCAUUACAAUUUAUUUUGAAUGAAGGACAUAAAAUGUAUUAUUUAUUAAAACAUGUUUUGUUUAUACUACCUUAUAACUUUUUAUUUAUGUAUUGCAACUAACAAUGAAAUUAUGGAAUGGAUUCACAAGAAUCAAACAAUGUACUAAUAGGAUCCACUUCCAGAAACUCUUUAAACUUAAAAGUGUUUACAAAGUACAAAGAAAAAGAACCAUGAUAAACAUUAUUAAUUUAUUUAAUCCAUCCAUUCAUUUUGUAGAUAAUCUUCUCAUCCCACCAUAUGAAAUAUAAAUUACUCUACCAAUUAUUAUGUAUUUGUUUAUUUAUUUGUAUUAUUAAUUAUGAAGUAUAUUGUGGAUACAUUGACAACAGGGGGUGAACAAAAGUUUUGGCAACUGUUAUGUAAAGGAACAGACAACAUCCCUGGCCAGCCCCUCAGGGUGUGUUCACCAGAGCUGGCUGACGUACUUGCUGACAUAUACAACUUGUCACCAACACAAGCUGUUGUGCCCACCUGCUUCAAGACCACCACCAUCGUGCCCCUGCCAAAGAAAAACACUG